GCAUUUCCUUUUUCCAUCCGCUCUAUACAGUAAGAGCGAGAGGCCUGUGCAAAAGUGUGAAUCACUUAUCUGAACUAACUUGUAGAUUUGGAACGUGGUGCGCAACAAUGUUUCAAUUUUGCAAAAAGGUCUAGAACUUACCGUCGGAAACUUUCAUUAUAGUUGGCAGAAUUCUUGCAAACAUGAAGGACCAAGCCCGUCAGGGAUAAGGGGCGAUCGGGAAUGCUGCUGCCAUGAAAAGAUUUCAGAGGGGAAAAUAAGGGAUCCGCACCGAGUGCAAGCAAGCUUGGAAAAAACUUAUGAGAAGACAAGAAAAGAUGUUAAGACUGUUUCUCAAUUAAUAGAGAAGACUCGUCUAAAAAGAGUUAUCGAAAGUACAACUUGGUAGGCUACUGUGUUCAAAAAAGAAACAUUAACAAUAGGGAGCCAGUCGGCUAAUAGUUCCCCGGUGGUCUACUGACAAAGACGUAUGCAGACAGCGGCAGGCGAAGCCCAGGCUACAAUGUGUUCGCAUUUAAUGUUCCUCUUGAAAAUUUUGAGAGAUUAAUGUAGUGAUACUUGGAAAUAUCUAUGUAACACGGCGUAUUCACUUUACGUCCCGGUAAUGUCUUUGAAGAAGAUGUUUAUAUUUUACCCUGAUUCAUUCGCUCUCGUGUCACAUUGUUUCACAUCAGUUGCUCCACCAACAUACUAAAUCUACAAAUUGGGUAUACACUGUGGAAUACCAAAAUUAUUCUUUCCAUUUGAUGGAUAAAACGAUUUUCAGUCGUUGUGGAACGCCUUGGUUGGACGGACACUGAAAGGAAAUACGGAGUCGAUUCACAAUCGGAGUUUGUCGUUGUGGUAAAAUGCUAGUUGGAUAAAAUCCGUGGAAAAACCCCAUAACGGAAGCCCAAUGAGCGGCACACAGUCAACACUCACUGACAGGUUUCCCAAAAAAGCAACUAGGACCGCUAGCAUUCUCAGCAAGGACCACCCCCCCGACAAGAAACCCAAGAGUGACAAGGCCGCUGUCCAGUCUGCGCAUGAGUUUGACCCCACAGAACUGCCUGUGCAGAAGACUGUAGUAGCAGAGGGAAGCCCAGAGCCCUGUGGGCUUGUCCAGCGUUGUGUGAUCAUCCAGAAAGACGAGAAUGGCUUUGGGCUGACGGUGAGCGGAGACAACCCUGUGUUUGUGCAACUGGUCAAGGAGGAUGGCGCUGCCAUGCGAGCUGGUGUCCAGACUGGUGAUAGGAUCAUCAAGGUUAACGGGACCUUAGUAACACAUUCGAACCAUGUAGAAGUUGUCAAGCUUAUCAAAUCGGGCUCCUAUGUUGCCUUGACGGUGCUGGGGCGACCCCCAGGCCUUGUCCAAAUCUCCCUGGGGGAAGGGGAGGGAGACUCAGGCCUGUCCCCUUCCCUUUCUUCCCCCCACUCCCCAGGACCCACGUUGGGAGAGUCGCUCGGUCUCUCCCCCUCCUCCACCACCAGCCCCCAGGACCAUAUCACCCCCCCGCUGGCUCUUUGGGAAGAGAACAGUGCUGUGCACAGCCAAAAAGUGGACAUCCUUCAUAAAAUGCUGACUAAAGAGUACCAGGACUUACAGGCAAUGCAGGAGGAGUAUAGCAAGAACCCCACACCCAAACUACUGAAGGAGAUCCAGGAGGCCAAGAAGCACAUUCCACUGCUACAGGGCCAGCUCAGUAAGGCCACAGGGACACCUCAGGACGGCCCCCUGUCGCCCAGGGAUGGUGAGGCAGAGGAGGAGGGGACUGAUGGUGAUCAGACCCCCUCCUCGCGGAGAGAGGGCAGCAGUGACUGGCCCUGGACUAACAACAACACUGUGACUCCAAGUCCUUUCCCCGAGAGUCCGUGCCAAAGAGAGACCCCCUGCCACAGCCCAAAGACCCCCAAAGACAGCAUCAACUGCCAGUUGUCCGACACCGAGGACACACCCGAUCCCUCCGGUGUGGGAAGCCCCUCCUCCUGCCUCAACCCGCAGAUCAUCGGAGCAGAGGAUGACUACUUUGAUACUGAGCAGGAACAGAUUAAUGGUCAGUGUAGCUGUUUCCAGAGCAUGGAACUGCUCAAGUCUAGACCUGCUCACCUGGCUGCCUUCCUACAUCAUGUGGUCUCGCAGUUUGAUCCGGCACCUCUGCUGUGCUACCUCUAUGCCGACCUAUAUAAGCAGACCAAUUCCAAAGAGACCAGACGGAUCUUUAUGGACUUUCACACCUUCUUCAUGGACCGAGCAGCGAAUCUUAAAGUCGCAGUGCCUGACUCUAUCGCUUCUGAACUGGAACGCCGGAGACCAGAGCUCAUUCCUGAGGACUUACACAGACAGUACACACAGGUCCUCCAGGACACACUCCUAGCUGACAUCCAGAAGAACCUGGAGGACUUCAGGCAGAAGCGCAGCAUGGGUCUGACGCUGGCGGAGACUGAGCUUGCCAAGCUGGACACGGAGAGAGUGCGGGACCGGGUGGCACUGGAAAGAGAGCGUUCCUGCGCUGAACACAUCAUCUCCAAGAUAGAGGAUGUGCUCCUGACAUCACCCUCCACUGAAGAGGAGAAGUGCACAACAAUGCAGUAUGUCAUCCUCACCUAUAUGAAGCACCUGGGGGUGAAGGUCAAGGAACCUCGCAGUCUGGAACCUAAACGAGUCCGCAUCAACUUCCUGCCUAAGAUAAAGAAGAGCAUCAAGCCUGAGAAAGAGGGAGAAGAAAAGGUGAAGAAGCCUCGCUUUCCCAGCAUCCUCGUCCCCCCUCGUCGGCCCAGCAGAGUGGACUCCACAUCAAUUGGCAAGGCCAUGGAGCUGACCAAGCAGCGACCCCAGAAGCAACUGUCCCAGCCAGCCAUGGGGGUCUCCGAGCACCCAGAAUCUUCCUCUGCUGGGAGCCGGGCCCGUGGGAGCCAAUCCAGCGAGGGUUCUGACGCCAGCGCCCAGCCCUUGACCUAUAUCACCUCACCCCCCCACAGCGCGCCAGCGAGCCAGGGCUCCGACUUUACGGGACGGGACUCGGACUCAGGCCUCCCUCCCUCCUCUGCUCUGGCCAGACUUAGCGAGGGGGUCCAUUCGGGCGAUGCCCUUGAUGGCAUGUCCCACCCAACCAGCACCCACUUUGACUUCAGCUCCUGCACCCUAGACCAAUUACAAGAGGAGGAGCGAGAAAGUGACAGAGCUCCAGAGGGAGGAACGCCCAAGCCUGCUCGGAGGAUGGAAGGGUUAAGCGGUUUGACCUCUACAGACGUGCAAAGCGAAGAUGACCAAGGGAAUGAGAUUGAGUGCGAACAGGACCCUCCCAACUGGCAGCAGCUGGUCAGUCGAGACGUCCUGGCUGGCCUUACACCACAGGAAAUCAAGAGACAGGAAGUUAUCAAUGAACUUUUCUACACUGAGCGAGCACACCUGAGAAUGCUGAAGGUUCUAGACUACGUUUUCUACCAGAAGCUAACCAGAGAUGGCAUCCUCCCUCCAGUCGACAUCAAACACAUCUUCACUAACCUGGAGGAGAUCGUUCAGCUACAUGUGUCUAUAACAGAUCAGAUGACGGCUAUACGCAAAAAGAAUGAGACAUCAGUCAUCGGGCAGAUAGGAGAUGAUCUGCUAGCAUGGUUCAGUGCUGGAGAGGAGGAGAAGAUCAAGCGGGCAGUGGGCACCUUCUGCAGUAAUCAGCCAUUUGCUUUAGAACUUAUCAAGACCAGACAGAAGAAAGACCAGCGCUUCACCUCCUUUAUGCAGGAAGCAGAAAGUAACCGCCUCUGUCGCAGACUGCAGCUAAAGGAUAUCAUUCCAGUGGAGAUGCAGAGACUCACCAAGUAUCCGCUUUUGCUAGAGAGCAUAGCCAAGUACACAGAUGACACAGAGGAAAGAGACAAGGUGAAGAGAGCUGGGGAGUGCUGUAGAAAGAUACUCAAUUACGUCAACCAAGCUGUCAAAGAGGCAGAGAACAAACUGAGGCUAGAAGAUUACCAGCGACGGUUAGACCUGUCAUCUCUGAAGCAGAGUGAGAACCCUAUGAUAUCUGAGUUUAAGAAUCUGGACCUCACCAAGAAGAAGAUGGUACAUGAAGGACCUCUUUCCUGGAAAGUCAACAAAGACAAGAUCAUUGAACUGUACACCCUGCUUCUUGAGGACAUCCUGGUCCUUCUGCAGAAGCAGGAUGAACGCCUGGUUCUCAAGUGCCACAGCAAGAACCUGGCAGGGACAGCAGACACCAAGCACAUCUUCAGCCCCAUCAUCAAGCUCAGCACCGUGCUGGUGCGCUCUGUGGCAACUGAUAACAAGUCCUUCUUCGUGUUGUCCAUGUCAGACAACGGUGCCCAAAUCUAUGAGCUAAUGGCACAGACGGUGUCAGAGCAGAGAACGUGGCAGUGUCUAAUCACACAGAGGGCGGACAACAUGAAGACGAAACUGCACAUCAUACCUUUACCACAAACAGAUGUGGAGCAAGAAGCUGUUGAGAUUAUCAGUACGGCAGUGCCCAAACUGAGCAAAGACCCUGACAGGACUUCAACUGGAAGUAUCCAGUCCCCAGAAAAAGAUGCCACUUCUUCUUUGGUUCUGCAAGCCCCACAGAUAGGGACCAACCCCUUUGAUGGUGUCAAAUCAGAGGACGAGGAGGAAGAAGAGGCUGUACCCGACAGAGGAGGAGGGGAGGAGGAGGAAGAGGAAGUGAGCACAUUCCUGGAAGGCGAUCUGGCCGACAGACUGCCCUUCCUUCAGCAGAGGUCACGGCAGGGCAUCGCCAUGGAUGAGCAGGAACCAGAUGCUUUUGGCAUAGCUCCUUCCAGGGCAGAGGAGGCACUAAGGACCUUGGCAGCCCUAAAGCAGGUGCUUCUGAACCACAUGAUGACCCGUGAGGAGGGAGGAAGAGAGCAGGAGAAAGACAACGAGCAGAGGAAGGGCCGAGCCGCCGGAGGCCGACUACUCAGGACCACCUCCCUCAGGGGCCCGGAAGACAGCAGCAGCAGCAACCCUGACUGCAGGACAACACCGCCCUCUGUUGUCUCCGCUGAAAACGCCAGUGGUUUGGACCAGGCAGAGACUGGGAAGGAAGACAGGGCUCCAGAACUCCCUUCUGGUGACACAGACAUUUUUGAGACAUCGGAGGAAUAUGGUAGUUACAUGGUCCUGGAGGGAUAUGGGGGUUCAGGGGAGAGCAGCACUGAUGACGACGGCGUGCUUGGUGGAGAGGGAGGAAUCCAGUGGGGCUCCGCAGGCGACUUCAGCAUCGACCUGAAGAAGCUGCUCUCCUCGUCCUCUCAGACAGGGGGCGCCGGCCCCAACCUCAGCCGCCAGGUUAUGACUCACCUACGCCUCCUACAGGCCAACUUGCAACAUCUGAAGGACGUGGAGACCAAGUAUAACCAACUGCGCCAAAGGCUGAGUGAAACAGCUACUGACACAGAGGAGAAUAAAGAUCAGAGUUAGUGAUGAUGGCACUCCUCUUCCCCUCCACUUCUCAAGGACAGAGGAGUGUCAGAGGGAGGGGGAGACGGUGUCCGAUUUCCUCUGGAUGCCCCCAACCACACCUCCUUUCUUCUCCUCAUCCCCUCAUGCUGCAGUGGCCAACAGCGGAGCCUGGAAAUGGCAGCAAAGUUAGCAAGUAGACAGGCCGGCACACAUGGCAAUCAGGGAAGACCUCAACCUCCACAGCUUCAUCCCAGGACCAUUGUACUUCCAACACUCCACUGUAAUGGUCAACUUGAAUCACCAGAAAACCAAACGGAAAUGAAGAAAAGUGCCACUCAGAUUGCAUGGCCCACCAUAAACGUUUUCCAGCGAGCAUGGAUAUCACUGGACAGGGAAAUCCUCACCACUGAAUUUUUUUUUUUUUUUUUCGGCUGUGUCUGAUCUAACUAGUAUCUUCCUGUUACUUGUGAGCAUUUGGUUCCGGUUAAAAGUGAGAAUUGUGUCCCUCUAUAUGGGGGGGGGGGGGUGUUCAGUGUUGUCUGAUCCAGAAUCUCCCCCUCCAUCUGUUUGAGAGUGGUUUUCCAUUGAUACACCUCCAUAGAGUACAAUACACAACAUAAGUAGUUGUGACUCAAUAUGAGAAGUGUGCUGAUGAUUCCGAGGACAGUUGCAUCAUUUUAAGGGUUCAGCCAUUUAGGUCUGUCCAAAUUGAAAUCUGACCACAGAUUGUUCCCAUUUUUGCCAGAUAGAAAGUCCUUAAUAAGCUUUUGGACCUUAAACUUAAAGCCUACAACACUAACAACUAAACCUGAUCCUGGUAAUUGAUUGACUGAUCGACAGUGGAUCUUUGUAGAAAAUCCUUUUGAGGUUAAACAUCAAGGUCUGAAUUACCAGCCUGUAAGCUUUGUUAGAUAGACUUCAAGUAGGUAGCACAAGGCCUUGAUAACCCCUCAGAAAGUAGUCAAAAUCGAUUCAAACAGUUCCUUAUCAUAAAUUGUAGAUAUUGAUUUAAAACAGUUUGACGCGAAUGUGUACGCCUUCCUCCAUUGUGCAGUCAUAUUGCAGUCAUAGAGGUUAUUAAAAAAGGCUACAGUUUGAAUUUUUCACCACUCUGUUCACAUUUCUGUUUUGAUGGAAAUAUGGACAAGACUUAUGCAGGAAUGAAAAGUGCUGUAAAAAUAUUUCAGUGAUAUGCCGUCAGUGAUGAGAUGAUGGAGAAAAUAAACGUACCCACUUCAUGGGUGCAGGGCUGUAUAUCCACAGAUUUACUUAAGAGGAGACCUGUUAUCUCACAAGCUUGUGACAAAGCAUAAAUCCUGUGAUUAACUUUGUUGUAAUGUAGUAUUCAUCCAUUCCUAAUAGCCCCGUCACUUCCCCAUGCACCCUCUCGAACCCCCCCCCCCCCCCCCCGAGAGCAGUUACUGUAACAUUCUGGUUGACCUUUUUUGAAACUCAAAACAGUUACUGUACUCCAUCCAUUGGAUACAAGCUACUGGGGAACUCUUCACUCACCAUUAAGCUUUUAAGGUAUGAGCACAAGACCUCUGCAGUUUCAUGGUUGGAUUGAGAAAUUACUGCAAGGCACAACAAAGAUAUUACUUUUACUCCAACGUUCGCCGUAGCCAAAAGACUGUGUGCGCUUAUGAAGUUGUGGCAUGGAUUCUUGGAUGAAAAAGAAGUAAAUUACAAAAAAAGCUGAAAAGACCACAUAAAACUU
Molecule: messenger RNA, 7112 nt
Organism: Osmerus eperlanus (European smelt)
Lineage: Eukaryota; Metazoa; Chordata; Actinopteri; Osmeriformes; Osmeridae
Gene: arhgef12b
Product: Rho guanine nucleotide exchange factor (GEF) 12b
Exons: 41
Coding region: 896-5413 (1505 amino acids)
Biological process (GO): G protein-coupled receptor signaling pathway
Cellular component (GO): cytoplasm
Molecular function (GO): guanyl-nucleotide exchange factor activity; G protein-coupled receptor binding
Source: RefSeq, a predicted model, not a curated record